Messenger RNA from Drosophila willistoni, 2426 nucleotides. RefSeq names its product eukaryotic translation initiation factor 4H (gene eIF4H1). NCBI's taxonomy places the organism in Eukaryota, Metazoa, Arthropoda, Insecta, Diptera, Drosophilidae. Gene Ontology annotation, molecular function: RNA binding. The record is from RefSeq and is a predicted model, not a curated record. The transcript has 5 exons. The coding region runs from base 50 to 1105 and encodes 351 amino acids.
ACACAGUCUGCGGAUUGCAGCGAAUUCGCUCAUUUGAAAAAAAUAAAACAUGGCUGGAAGAGGUGGUUAUGAACACGCUAGAGGCGGAUUUGGCGGUGAGCGGCAUGUAAAGCAAUUGCCCACGGAACCGCCCUUCCUUGCCUUUGUUGGGAAUCUGCCCCAGGGACUUGUCCAGGGCGAUGUUAUUAAAAUAUUUCAAGACUUUGAAGUUAAAAAUGUGCGAUUGGUCAAAGAUCGGGAAACGGAUCAAUUUAAAGGAUUUUGUUAUGUCGAAUUUGAGACGCUGGACAAUCUGGAAAGGGCACUGGAAUGCGAUGGGCGUAUCAAAUUGGAUGAUUUGUCAGACCCAUUGCGUAUAGAUAUUGCUGAUCGCAGGAAAAAUGACCGCCCUGGCGGCGGCGUUGGCGGCGGCGGUGGUGGCAAUGGCGGGGGCAUGAAUCGUGAUGGCGGUCGGGAUGGCUUCCAGAAACGUGGACCACCACGGCAGGGUGGCGGUAGCAGUCAGUCCUAUAGUCGAGGUGGACCCGGCACGGGUGGUGGCGGCGGCUCUGGUAACCGUGGCGACAGUAGAGGUUCGUACAAUGAUAAUUAUGGUGGUCACAGUGAUAGAAGUCGUGGCGGCAACGGCGGCAAUGGUGGCCUUUCCGGUUCCGGCGGUGGCAUGAAUAGAGGAUACAAUGAUCGGCCUGCGAAUCGCGGACGAUAUGGAAACUUUAACAACGAUGAUCGAUUCGAUCGCAAUCAGGAUCGUGAUCGUGGACAACGAGAGGGCAGCUAUGGCAAUCAGUCGCGUGAUGGUGAUCGUUACAACAACUUCAGCAGGCAUCGUGACCGUGAGCGUACCCACUACAAUCCCAACCAGCAAAGCGAUCGUCCCAGCGGAGGUGGCAGCAGUGGAGGUGGAGGUGGCAGUGGCAACGCAAUGGGGGCAAUAGAUGACACGGAGCGACCACGUCUGAAUUUAGCGCCAAGAACUAUCGCCGCACCCAUCAAUGCGGUGGCUCAGACCAAACAAUCGGCCUCCAUUUUUGGCAAUGCCAAGCCAAGGGAGGAGAAAUUGAAAGAGCUGGAGCAGAAUGUCAAUCAUAAUGGCGAUAAGAACUAAAACUGAAUGCUAUAUAUAUAUAUAUAUAUAUAUAUAAAAGUAUAUAUAUAUUUUUUUCUACUACUUCUGCAACUCAAUUUCGCAAACUGUUAUAUGCCUGAGAUAUGAUAUUUUGCAACGCGCGGAAGAUGUGAGAAAGAAGAACAGCAGAAGUAGCAGCAGCGGCAGCGAUAGCAGCAGCAGCGGCAUAAUUAAACAUAUACAUUAAUUAAUUAAACAACAAACAAACAACAACAACACCAUCAAAAAUUAACUACGCUACAUACCUAAUUAUAAAAAAAAGAGAGCAAAAAGGUUUAUGUUUAUCUACAUAAUACUACUAAACAGGCAACAAAGCGAAGCAAUGAAUGAAUGAAACUUGCAACUUAACAACAACCACAACAACAACAGCAACAACUUUUUCAUACUCUAACAACAAAUGAAAAGUCUUUAAAUGUUAGUCUAUAAGUCAACAGAUGAAAAUUUAGUUACGUGCAUAUAUAUAUAUAUAUAUAUUAUCUUGUUUAUGAUUUAUGUAUAGCUUUUAGCUAUGUGCACACUCUGCUAUGAUUGUUAGUUAAGCCUUUGCAACAACAACAUCAACAGCAACAUCAAAAAACAAAAAAAAACAAAAAAAAAACAAAAAACACAAAAAAAAAACAAAACAAAAAAACAGCAACAACAACAAUAUGUUCUAACAUUAAGACAAAACAACAAAAAAGUGAAAAAAAUCGAAAAAUACGAAAAAGAUAAAAAUUUUUGACAAGAGUUCAUUAAGGCAGGCAAUUUAUACAGUUUAUAUAGCAAAAAAAAAAAAAAAAAAAAAAAAAAAAUGAGAAAAAAAAACAAAAAGAAGAAACUAAACCUUAACUAUAAACGAAGAAAACAUUAAAGUAAAAAGUGAAAUACAACAAAACAAAAAACACCAACUACUUAACGUACGUAACAAAGAAUAUAUAUAUAUAUAUAUAUGUAUGUAUAAAUAUGUAUAUAUAUAUAUAUAUAUAUAUAUAUAUAGGAAUCAAUUGAUAUACAACAAAAGUGAAUGAAAACCUUAUGUAAUUCAAGAAAAAGUCUAAGUCGCCAAAAUCAAUAUUCACACCAUAUACAUAUAUAUGUAUAAAUGUAUCUAGGAUCUAGAUAUAGAUAUGCAUGUAUAUAUAUAUAUACUUAUACUUGCAUAAUCUAACAACUUUAAUGAUUUGUAAUUUCAAAAAUUUUCUACUCUUUUCCCCCCCCCACAUACACUAUCCUCCCCCCAUACAAUUUUUCUUUGUAGAUAAGUUUAAAACAAGACACAAAAAUAAAAAAAAAGUGAAAAAAAACAUUCAGUUGAAAAUUA